Molecule: messenger RNA, 2494 nt
Organism: Alosa alosa (allis shad)
Lineage: Eukaryota; Metazoa; Chordata; Actinopteri; Clupeiformes; Clupeidae
Gene: abcb8
Product: ATP-binding cassette, sub-family B (MDR/TAP), member 8
Exons: 16
Coding region: 102-2228 (708 amino acids)
Biological process (GO): transmembrane transport
Cellular component (GO): membrane
Molecular function (GO): ABC-type oligopeptide transporter activity; ATP binding; ATP hydrolysis activity
Source: RefSeq, a predicted model, not a curated record
UUGUGGAAACAUGGCAGCCUUCUGUGAUUCGGUUAACCUCAAGUGACAUAAAACUUGGCGAUUUGUUCAAUGAGUUGCGAUUGUAAUUAUUUUGUAUAUUUAUGACAAUGUUUCCCUUAUUACGUUGCAGUCGGUUUACUAGAACUACCAAUUCACCGAUAUUUCCUCGACCCUUUCACUCGCAAAUCAAUAAGACACGAGAGAUAUGGACACGCAAACGGUGUUUUCAGCAGAGGCAGAGUUUCAAUGGUGAUGGACAGUCCAGUACUAUAAUGCGUCUGUUUGGCCAUGCCAGAAAAGCACUGUCUUUUUCUGUUGCCCGUAGCUCAAAACCUUCAAGGGUCUCUCUGAAGUUACUUAUUGGACCUGCCGCCCUAUCUGUCACUGCAAGGGCUUUCAUCAAUGUAGCAUAUUGCCAAGAGGACAUCAACAAUAAUGUGCAUGUACAAGCCAAAGAGAAGGCUCCGGAGUUCCAUUGGGCUGUUCUUUGGGAGUUUGUGCGGCCUCAGUUCCUGGCCCUAAUAGGGGCUGUGAUUCUUGCUUUUGCAGCUGCACUCUUGAAUAUUCAGAUCCCCUUGAUGCUGGGCGGUCUGGUGAAUGUGGUGGCCCGACACAUGAGAGAACAUGCCGGCAAUUACAUCAGAGAUAUACGGGGCCCUGCCUUCAAGCUGCUUGCACUCUACUGUCUCCAGGGGGCCCUGACCAGUGGCUACAUCAUCCUUCUGUCUAAAGUAGGUGAGCGGGUGGCUGCUGACAUGAGGAAAACCCUCUUUGCAUCCUUGCUCAGGCAAGAUGUGGCCUUCUUUGAUGCUAACAAAACUGGCCACAUUGUGAAUCGUUUGACUGCGGACAUUCAAGAGUUCAAGUCUUCUUUCAAGCUUGUUAUCUCCCAGGGUUUACGGAGCAUCACUCAGACAGUUGGCUGCUUUGUGUCGUUGUACGUAAUCUCCCCCAAGCUGACCGGCCUCACUGUGGUGGUCCUGCCCUGUCUGGUGGGCGCAGGGGCCAUCAUUGGCUCCUUCCUGCGACGUCUGUCCAGAAAAGCACAGGAGCAGGUCUCAAAAGCUACCGAGGUGGCAGAUGAGGCUCUGGGAAACGUGCGGACAGUGCGAGCCUUUGCAAUGGAAGACAGAGAGCUGCAGUUGUACUCAGUUGAGGUGGACAAAUCUUGUGAAAUGAAUGAAGCACUUGGAUUUGGGAUAGCUGUUUUCCAAGGGCUUUCAAAUGUAGUCUUGAACUGCAUUGUUCUGGGUACCAUUUUUGCUGGUGGAUCCUUGAUGGCAGGUGAUGAGAUGUCUGCGGGUGAUUUGAUGUCUUUCCUGGUGGCUUCCCAAACUGUGCAGAGGUCUUUAGCCAGUAUUUCAAUCUUGUUUGGACAGAUGGUGAGAGGCGUCAGUGCCGGAGCCCGUGUGUUUGAAUACAUGUCUCUGGAGCCUACCAUCCCCCUGACUGGGGGAGGCCGCAUUCCUACUGAGUCUCUCAUUGGAAGAGUGGACUUCAUGAACAUCAACUUCUAUUAUCCUACAAGACCUGCUCACCACAUCUUGAAGAACCUGAAUUUAACUCUACCUCCUUCUAAAACUGUUGCAAUUGUUGGAGAGUCUGGUGGAGGUAAGUCUACAGUUGCUGCUUUGCUGGAGCGCUUCUAUGACCCAGCAAGUGGAGUGAUCAUGCUAGAUGGUCUAGAUAUCAAAACUCUGGACCCCUCCUGGCUCAGAGGCAAAGUUAUUGGAUUUAUCAACCAGGAGCCGGUGCUCUUUGGCGCAUCUGUAAUGGAGAAUAUCCGGUUCGGGAAACCUGAGGCUUCUGAUGCCGAGGUCAUCACUGCAGCCAAACAAGCAAAUGCUCAUGGCUUCAUCACUGGCUUCCCCGAUGGGUACAACACUGUUGUUGGUGAACGUGGGGUGACGCUCUCAGGAGGUCAGAAGCAGCGCAUUGCCAUCGCCCGCGCCCUGAUCAAGAACCCCAGAAUCCUCGUCCUGGACGAGGCUACCAGUGCCCUGGAUGCCGAGUCGGAGAGAGUGGUCCAGGAGGCCCUGGAUCGGGCCACGACCGGCCGCACCGUCCUCAUCAUCGCCCACCGGCUUAGCACCAUCAAAGGGGCUGACCUGAUCUGCGUCAUGAACAAUGGCCAUAUCGUGGAGGCUGGCUCACACUUGGAGUUGCUUAGCAAGGGAGGACUGUAUGCUGAUCUGAUUCGUAGGCAGAGGUCUGAGGAAAAGAAAUGAACCUGCUGACCAUUUUACUGGACAGAUAGUAGAACAUACAAUAUGUAAAUGAGGAGUUUCUUCAUCUCAGGUGAAAGCAUCAAACAGAUGUAUUUAUUUAUAAGAUUAUGUUUACUGAUUUUAAACGUGACGUGUAUUUAGCACUUAUACAUUUUAUACACAACAUAUAACACAUCAUAUAAUGCCAGCAUAAGGAUGGGAAUUUUAAUAGGUUGCUACCGUCAAAUAAUAUACCAAUAAAAUGAAUAAACUUACCUGGAAAUGUC